CUUGGAAUCAGUACAUAAAAUGGAGACUGCAACAACAGCUCGUUGGUAUGAAGACUGUAUCCAGAGGAGAUACAUACAACAAGCCUACACAGGCUUGGAACUUGACACGUCGAAGUUGCUCCACGUCGUCAAGAAAUCUGGAGAUAUUUAAAAACACUCUUCAGUCUGCCUACCACCAUCAACAGUCUCAGACUUAUCCCAAGUACUACCACCACACUCCACCCUGCACUAACAGUCCCUCUGAGCUCGCCGCUCCCCGAUGGACCCAAUCAUUCAGGCAUAUUUUGCCUUAGGGAUUUCUGCUGUUAUCCCGAUCUGGUAUGCCUCACAUGCAUCAGUCAAAGCACCAAUCGUGUUGAAGAAAAAGUCGGGAAAGAACUCGGCCGAUACGACCGAAUCAUCCGAUGAGGAAGAAGAAGCUGUCGAACGGAUGACCAGUGAGGACGCUUAUUGGUUUCCAGUGAUGGGUUCGGGAGCAUUAUUAGGACUAUACCUGGUCUUCAAGUAUCUGAAUAAGGACCUGAUCAAUGCGCUCUUUGCCGGAUAUUUCUCCUUGAUGGGCUCAGGAGCACUAGCGACGAUGCUAGUGACGAUCACCAAAACGACCCUAGGACCGACGACCUGGUCGAACCAGACCAAAUACAAGUUCAGAUUGACCCGGAAUACGGCGGACGUCCUGUUCAGUCUCCGGUUCACCAACUGGCACAUCGGCUACAUCCUCGGCUCCGUCAUCCUCUCCGCCAUCCAAUGGUACACCAAACAGUGGAUGCUGUCCAACUUGUUCGCCCUCAGCUUCGCCUUCAACGCUAUCACCCUUUUGAAGCUCGAUAGCUUCAAGACUGGGACCGUUCUACUCGGUGGUCUGUUCAUCUAUGAUGUCUGGUGGGUCUUUGGAUCUUCCCAUGCUUUCGGUGAAAGUGUGAUGGUCAGCGUCGCAAAGAACUUUGCCGCUCCCAUCAAGAUCACUUGGCCUCGUGCGAUCGCCGAUUUCCUGUCAACCGACGACAAGAAAUUUGCCAUGUUAGGAUUAGGUUAG
This is a messenger RNA of Puccinia graminis f. sp. tritici CRL 75-36-700-3, 1036 nucleotides long. RefSeq lists its product as uncharacterized. NCBI's taxonomy places the organism in Eukaryota, Fungi, Basidiomycota, Pucciniomycetes, Pucciniales, Pucciniaceae. Gene Ontology annotation, biological process: membrane protein proteolysis. The record is from RefSeq and is a predicted model, not a curated record. The transcript is spliced from 6 exons. Bases 260 to 1036 code for a protein of 258 amino acids. Gene Ontology annotation, cellular component: membrane; lumenal side of endoplasmic reticulum membrane; cytoplasmic side of endoplasmic reticulum membrane. Gene Ontology annotation, molecular function: aspartic endopeptidase activity, intramembrane cleaving.